AUGAAGCCAACCCAUAUUCUGGCGAGGCUCGCCUUCGCAUUGUUACCUCUCCAGACUGCGGCUCGAGCGUUGGGCGGCAAGCCAAGCGACUUUAUCUUGCCAGAGAAGCGUGCACCUCUUCAGGACAUUGUAACAUGGGAUGAGCACUCUCUUUUCGUGCAUGGCGAACGUAUCAUCUUCUGGGGCGGCGAGUUCCAUCCAUUCCGUCUCCCUGUACCAAGCCUGUGGUUAGAUAUCUUCCAGAAGAUCAAAGCCAUGGGAUACAACGGCGCGUCCUUCUACUCCGCUUGGGUUCUGCAUGAACCAAAGCCUGGACAUUUCCAAGCAGAGGGAGUGUUUGAUUGGGAACCUUACUUCGAGGCCGCGAAGAAAGCUGGUGUCUACCUAGUCGCUCGUCCUGGUCCUUACAUCAACGCAGAGGUAUCGGGUGGUGGCUUUCCUGGUUGGCUGCAACGAAUUUCGGGAAAUCUACGCACACCAGACGAGGACUUUCAACAAGCAUCGAAACACUACAUCGAAUCGAUCACACCGAUCAUUGCUAAAGCACAGAUUACAAAUGGCGGACCCGUCAUACUUUUCCAACCCGAAAAUGAGUACUCUGCGGGCUUGAACAAUGUGACGUUUCCCGACGCCGAUUACAUGAAUAAUCUUAUGAAGCAGUUCAGGGACCUCGGAAUUGUGGUGCCUCUGAUCAAUAAUGUUGCUUGGCCUAGCGGGAUAAAUGCGCCUGGGACCGAAGCUCCCGUCGACAUAUACGGACAUGAUUCAUAUCCGCUGGGUAUGAAUUGCACUGACCCAACGUUUUGGACUGACGAUGCACUCCCUACGGACUGGAGAAAGACACAUCUAGAGCAGAGUCCCAGCACUCCUUAUAUGCUUGUGGAGUACCAGGGAGGCGCAUACCAGCCUUGGGGUGGUGAUGGGUUCGAGAAGUGUUCUGAGUUCAUCAAUCAUGAGUUUGAGCGCGUCUUCUACAAGAACAAUGUUGCGGCCGGAGCCACUAUCUUUAAUGUCUACAUGACUUUCGGUGGUACAAAUUGGGGCAAUCUGGGUCACGCUGGAGGGUACACAUCCUACGACUAUGGUGCUGCUAUCACCGAAGAACGCCUAGUAUCUCGCGAGAAGUACAGCGAGGCAAAACUGAUCGCAAACUUUGUUCAUGCCUCCCCGGCUUUGGCGUCCGCAGUGCCGGGAUACAACACCACUGGCAUCUACACUAACACCUCUCUCAUUACAGUAACACCGGUGCUGGGAGAGAAGACCAAAUUCUACGUAACUCGUCACACUAGGUAUAACACUUUCGACUCGACGACGUAUAAACUCAGAUUGCAAACAAGCGUUGGCAACAUCACCAUCCCGCAGCUCGGUGGAUCGCUUUCGAUGAAUGGUCGCGAUACCAAGAUCCAUGUGACCGACUACGAUGUUGGAGGUUUCAACCUUCUCUACUCUACUGCCGAGAUCUUCACGUGGAAACAAUAUGGUAUGCGCCGUGUUCUCGUGGUGCAUGGAGGUCCAAAUGAGGUUCAUGAAUUAGCUGUUUCUAAGACCAGCGAAGCGACGUCUGUUGAGGGGUCUGGAGUGAAAUUCUCGAACCGCAACGGUCACACCAUCUUGAAUUGGCAAUCGGCUCCAAGCCGCCGAGUCGUGCGUAUUGGGAAAGAUCUGUACAUCGUUAUCCUGGAUCGCAACUCAGCAUACAACUACUGGACAGUCAGUACCUUGUCAGGAGAAAGUUACACGCACGAUGCUACCCCAUCCUCAGAUCUGAUUGUCAGUGCUGGAUAUCUCAUUCGUAGUGCUUCAAUUUCUGAGAGCAAAAUACAUCUCAUAGGAGAUAUUAAUGCAACUACCACCAUCGAGAUUGUUGGAGGGGCACAUGAAAAUAUCGUCGGACUCACGUUCAAUGGCGAAGACUUGCACGCGACACACGAUCGUAACGGCUUCCUUAAGGGUACCGUCGCUUUCUCAGCUCCUGAGAUCAGAGCACCAGACGUGAAGUCGCUUUCGUGGAAAUACAUCGAUGCACUUCCGGAGUUGCAAUCUUCCUACGACGACUCUGCCUGGACCGACGCCGACCAUACGGAGACAAACAACACAUACUGGCCUCUCACAACCCCGACUGUCCUCUGGGGUGCAGAGUAUGGCUAUAACACUGGCUCCUUGAUACUGCGCGGCCAUUUCGUGGCCACUGGGACCGAAGAUGUGAUCCACCUCAAUGUCUCAGGCGGUUCAGCGUUCGCAUUCUCUGCCUGGAUCAAUCAAACAUUCAUUGGUUCUUGGUCUGGUAACAGUGAGGCUGCAAUUGCGAACGAGACACUAUCAGCACCCACACUGACACGCGGGGAUGACUACGUCUUGACGGUUUUGAUGGAUCACAUGGGCCAUAACGGCAAUUGGUUUGUUGGCUUCAAUGAACAGAAAACGCCUCGUGGCAUCAUCGGCUAUGAUUUUCCUGGCCACACAAUCUCCUCGUCUAAUAGCACUCGUACGAACGACGGCAUUAGAUGGAAGAUCUCCGGUAAUCUGGGCGGUGAAGACUACCAUGGUGGUGUACGAGGGCCUCUUAAUGAAGGUGCCCUGUAUCCCGAACGCAACGGCUUCCACCUACCCGCUGCACCCACUUCCUCGUGGGAUGACAGCGCUGGGCCAACGACCGCGCUCUCCAAACCUGGUGUAGCGUUUUACACCACAUCAUUCAAGCUCGAUUUGCCCACGGGCUGGGAUAUUCCCCUAUCAUUCAUUUUCCACGGUGAUGCGUUUAACGGAAAGGGCAAAGGUUGGCGUGCGCAGCUCUGGGUCAAUGGAUAUCAAUUUGGCAAGUUCCUAAACGGGGUUGGACCGCAGAGGAGGUUUCCUGUGCCCGAGGGUAUCUUUGACUACAGCGGGGACAAUCAAAUAUCAGUCAGUAUCUGGGCAUUGGAAGCGGGUGGUGCAACUCCGGAAGGCUUCGAGCUGGUGGUUGGUACACCGGUCAAGACUGGAUAUGGGGAAGUGGCCAUGGCACCUAUGUCCAGUUGGGAGGAGAGGCAGGGUGCCUAUUGAACACGCAUCUUAUAUCAUGGGACACUGAGUCAGAGGGCUGAUGGAUAGAACAAAAGUAC
Dothidotthia symphoricarpi CBS 119687 is the source of this 3101-nucleotide messenger RNA. Its product is annotated as glycoside hydrolase family 35 protein. Gene Ontology annotation, biological process: carbohydrate metabolic process. Lineage: Eukaryota; Fungi; Ascomycota; Dothideomycetes; Pleosporales; Dothidotthiaceae. The transcript is spliced from 6 exons. Bases 1 to 3042 code for a protein of 1013 amino acids. Gene Ontology annotation, cellular component: vacuole. The record is from RefSeq and is a predicted model, not a curated record. Gene Ontology annotation, molecular function: beta-galactosidase activity.